ACGAGCUUUAGUGAAGCCCUUAAACGCAGCACCAACGCCCACUUUGAACCGCUUCAUCGUAUCGCGAUAGACACCCAUCAGUCCGCGGAGCUAACGCUGAGCAAUAUGGCGGAAGAGGAGGUGGCCAAGCUGCAGAAGCACCUGGCCUUGCUGAGGCAGGAGUACGUGAAGAUGCAGCAGAAGCUGGCUGACACCGAGAGGCGCUGCGCCGUGCUCGCUGCGCAGACUUCCAGCCAAGCCGCCCCCAGCUCUGCAAGCGAAGACACCUUCAUUAGCCGCCUGCUGGAAUUUGUGGCCCAGCUCCAUCAACAGGAACACUACAGUGAUCUGAAAGUGAAAGUCACGGGGGGUCAAUACUGUGCCCACAAGUUUGUGCUGGCUGCUCGCAGUGAUGCCUGGAGUCUGGCCAACCUGGCAUCCACCGCUGAACUGGACCUAACCGAUUGCAGAGCUGAGGUAGCCAUGGCCAUGCUGCGCUGGGUGUACACCGACGAGUUGGAACUCAGCGAGGACGAUGCUUUCCUCAUUGACUUGAUGAAGUUGGCCAACCGCUUCCAGCUUCAACAGCUCAGAGAGCGGUGUGAAAAAGGUGUGAUGUCCUCGGUAAAUGUGAGGAACUGUAUUCGCUUCUACCAAACGGCCGAGGAGCUGAAUGCCAGCACGCUAAUGAACUACUGCGGGGAGAUCAUAGCCAGUCACUGGGAUGAUCUGCGGAAGGAAGAUUUCAGUACCAUGAGUGCCCAACUUUUGUACAAGAUGAUCAAAUCGAAAACGGAGUAUCCUCUCCACAAGGCCAUCAAAGUCGAGCGUGAAGAUGUGGUCUUUCUGUAUCUCAUAGAGAUGGAUUCACAGUUACCAGGGAAGUUAAAUGAACUGGACAGUAACGGGGACCUUGCUCUAGACCUGGCGCUCUCCCGAAAGCUGGAAGGUAUAGCCACGACUUUGGUGAACAACAAAGCUGACGUGGACAUGGUGGACCAGAGCGGCUGGAGCCUCCUCCAUAAGGCCAUCCAAAGAGGAGACGAGUUUGCUUCAAUCUUCCUGAUCCGCCACUCGGCUCAGGUGAAUGCAGCCACCGUGGGGGCGGUGGAGACCCCACUGCAUUUAGUCUGCUCCUUCAGUCCCAAGAAACACACCUCAGAGAUGAUGAGCAGCAUGGCCCGGAUCGCAGAAGCUCUGCUCAAAGCUGGGGCAAACCCUAACAUGCAGAACAGCAAAGGCAGAACUCCGCUGCACGAAGCUGUGGCUUCAGGGAACGAGGCCGUGUUCAACCAGCUGCUGCAGUGCAAACAACUUGACCUGGAACUGAAAGACCAUGACGGCAGUGGAGCUCUGUGGCUGGCCCUGCAGCACAUCACCAUGUCGUCGGACCUCUCGGUGAAUCCGUUCGAGGACGACGCCCCAGUGGAAAACGGCACCUCCUUUGAUGAGAAUGGCUUUGCAGCUCAGCUUAUCAAGAGAGGAAGCAAUCCUGACGCGCCUGACGCUGCUACAGGAAACUGCCUUAUGCAGAGAGCAACUCGGGCCGGCAAUGAGGCAGCAGCUCUUUUCUUAGCAACGCAUGGGGCAAAGGUCAACCACGUUAAUAAAUGGGGUGAGAGCCCGCUUCAUACAGCAUGUCGCUGUGGCCUGGCCAGCCUGACCGCUGAGCUGCUCCAGCAAGGUGCCAACCCUAACCUGCAGAGCCAGAAGGCGCUGCCCGACGACACUAACGGCGUGGCUCUGCAGACACCGCUCCACAUGGCCAUCGCUCACAACCACCCAGAUGUCGUCUCCGUCAUCUUGGAACAGAAAGCCAACGCCCUUCAUGCCACCAACAACCUGCAGAUCAUUCCAGACUUUAGCCUCAAAGACUCCAUGGACCAGACGGUUCUGGGUUUGGCCCUCUGGACAGGUAUGCACACUAUUGCGGCCCAGCUGCUGGGCUCAGGGGCUUCUAUAAAUGACACUAUGUCAAAUGGACACACUCUGCUUCACAUGGCCAUCCAAAGACAGGACAGCAAGAGCGCCCUCUUUCUCCUGGAACAUCAGGCAGACAUCAAUGUCAGAACACAAGAGGGACAAACGGCGCUGCAGCUGGCCAUCAGUAACCAGUUGCCACUAGUUGUGGAUGCCAUUUGCACCAGAGGGGCUGAUAUGUCUAUUACAGAUGAGAAAGGGGAUCCUCCGUUAUGGCUGGCUCUUGAGAAUGGCCUGGAAGAUAUUGCAUCCACACUGGUGCGUCAUGGCUGUGAUGCCACUUGUUGGAGCUCGGGGCCCUCUCGCUGCCAGCAGACCCUGCUGCACAGAGCCAUCGAUGAGAACAAUGAGGUCUCUGCUUGCUUCCUCAUCCGCAGUGGCUGUGACGUGAACAGCCCUAGACGGCCUGGAUCUAACGGGGAAGGAGAUGAAGAAGCGAGAGACGGACAAUCCCCCCUCCACCUUGCAAGCAGCUGGGGUCUGGAGGACGUGGUGCAGUGCCUUUUAGAGUUCGGAGCCAAUGUAAAUGCACAAGAUUCAGAGGGCAGAGCUCCCAUCCACGCUGCUAUUGGCAACCAGCACAACAUCAUUAUCCAGCUGCUGAUUUCCCAUCCAGACAUUCGGCUCAACGUCCGUGAUCGCCAAGGAAUGACACCUUUUGCCUGUGCCAUGACGCACAAGAACAACAAAGCUGCGGAAGCUAUCCUGAAGAGGGAGCCAGGUGCUGCUGAACAGGUGGACAACAAAGGAAGGAAUUUCCUCCAUGUGGCUGUUCAAAAUUCAGACAUCGAAUGUGUCCUGUUCCUCAUUAGUGUCCAAGCUAAUGUGAACUCCAGAGUUCAGGAUGCUGCCAAACUCACCCCUCUUCACCUGGCGGUGCAGGCUGGCUCCGAGAUCAUUGUCCGCAACCUGCUUCUUGCCGGAGCCAAAGUAAAUGAGCUGACCAAACACAGGCAGACGGCACUACAUCUGGCUGCCCAGCAGGACCAGGCUACCAUUUGUUCUGUGUUGUUGGAGAAUGGCAUAGAUUUUGCUGCUGAGGAUGAGAAUGGCAACAAUGCUCUGCAUCUGGCAGUGAUGCAGGGCCGCCUUAACAAUGUCAGAACACUUCUCACAGAGUCCAACAUUGAUGCCGAGGCCUUCAAUCUCAGGGGUCAGUCACCAAUGCAUGUUCUAGGCCAUUAUGGUAAAGAAAAUGCGGCAGCCAUCUUUGAGUUGUUCCUGGAGUGUAUGCCAGAAUACCCUCUAGACAAGCCAGAUGGUGAAGGGAACACGGUUCUGCUUCUGGCCUAUAUGAAAGGGAAUGCCAACCUGUGCCGUGCCAUUGUGAGGGCUGGGGCUCGACUGGGUGUCACAAAUAAUCAGGGCAUCAAUAUUUUCAACUACCAAGUUGCAACCAAACAGUUGCUCUUCCGCCUUCUAGAUAUGCUGUCCAAUGAACCCCCUUGGUGUGAUGGGUCCAACUGCUAUGAAUGUACUGCGAAGUUUGGUGUUACGACACGGAAACAUCACUGCCGCCAUUGUGGGCGCCUGUUGUGCCACAAGUGCUCUAUAAAGGAGAUACCGAUCAUCAAGUUUGACUUGAACAAGCCUGUGAGAGUGUGCGACAUCUGCUUUGACGUACUGACUCUGGGUGGGGUAUCAUAAUGCUGUGAGCAGCAUCUCUUCCAUCGGCCAGGCCCGGCUCACCACUGCUAUUCAGGAACACCAUGAGAAGGGACGUGAGAAGCAGAAGAUACUAAGGACCAUCAUCUUUAUACUACUCCAGUCUAUGAAAAACUAUUAAUCUUCUAGAGACAUUUUGACUAGAGAGCAACAUUUUCUUUUUCUUGCUAUCAAAGUAUCUUAACGCGGAUAUAAGCAGCUCUACCAGCUCGGUGACAGCUGCAUGGAGUUCCUUAUUUCUCAAGAUCAGUGAUGUUUGUGCUGAGUAGUUCCUAUUAUCCCAGGCAGACAGAUGUUAUGACAGAGAAAAAGGGUUUACCUUUUUCUCUGUUGGGUUAUCUCACAUCCACAAGAUUCAAACUGACCCUCCACAAAGCAGGACAACAGUCUUACAAAAUGAAUCAGUUAUAUAGAUUUAUUUAUCCAUGUGAGUAAUUAUCAUUAACCUUUUAGUAGAUUUUCAAUUGAAGUAACUUUCUCAAAAGAGUAAAAAUUAAUCAUAAUUAAAACAAUAACUUUGAUGCCAGCAAACUCAUGAAAUUGAGCACAACUACAGCAAAUUAUUUCCCCCUCCAGAGAAAAUGGAUAUAAUCGAGUAGUUAUAAAGACAAAGAACCUGAGGGCCAAAUUCAUCACAUUAUUGCGACAGAUCUAUAUCAUAUGCCUAUGCAUGUCAUUUCAUUUAUAGCCUUCAUACAUCAGUUAUAUCAUAAAUCAUGUCCUGAAAGGGGUCACCCAAUAACAUUCCAGAUUUUUUUUUCUUUUUACCUGCCUGAGGCCAUCAUUGCUAUGUGAUCACGUCGACCCGUCCCACUUAAUGACCUUAAUUUCUAAGCCUAACCGGUGCACUUUAUCAGCAACACGCGACAUUUCAGAUGAUUGGGGGAAGAUGCGGACUAAGUAGAGGGACAGCCAAGUGGAGUGGCCUCUUUAAGUAUUGUUAAAUUGUACAGAUAAAUGUGUGAUAUUUUUGACCACUACAACUGUUUUGUACUUAAAUGCAGUUUGUGCUUGUCAUUGUGACAACCUAAAAAUCUUGCCUCUGUUAAUCUUUUAUGCACAUUGUUUAAUCUUUUAUGCACAUUGUAUCUGUAUGCUCAGAUAUCUGGUCUGUCUCUUCCUGGUGUAUUCUUUUAGAGGAGGGGAGGACAACUUUAUAUAAAGGUCAUCGACAAAGCGUG
Molecule: messenger RNA, 4805 nt
Organism: Fundulus heteroclitus (mummichog)
Lineage: Eukaryota; Metazoa; Chordata; Actinopteri; Cyprinodontiformes; Fundulidae
Gene: ankfy1
Product: ankyrin repeat and FYVE domain containing 1
Exons: 25
Coding region: 106-3606 (1166 amino acids)
Molecular function (GO): metal ion binding; protein binding
Source: RefSeq, a predicted model, not a curated record